AUGGAAACUCGACCGGGAGGAUUCGAAAAACUGGAAAAAGCCGGCGUGAGUCAACUCUCCGAUGAAAGCAACAAUAAGACUGAGAUCGGAAAACGACUUAACGAGCUUCGCUACUCGUUCGCUGGCAGAUGGAAAGACAAGUACCCGGAUCGUGUAGAUGACUCGAUCGACCCGGUGAUCCACAAGAAGUUAGAAGAAUGCCAGCAGCAGUUACAAGCAAUGUCAGCUUUUUCGGAGACGUCCAAUCAAGUGGAGAAUGGCGGAAGUACAGCUAUACUCUCUCCAGACUUUAAAUGGGGUAACAUAUUUGCCAAAGUCGACAAGAAAAUCAAAGUCGAGCGAUUGAGCCUUCAAGAAGACGAAAAGAACGUCAACAAAGAAGAGGCGAAAAUAACCGGGCCGAGUCUCCGGGGAAAUGCUUACACGGGUAUCAGCUAUCGUCGCUUUAAACCUGAGGAUAUUUUCGCCAUUACUAGGACAAAUUUGGAUCCAAUGGUGGAAACGUAUGGAAUCGGCUUCUACUUACACUACGCCGUCUCAUUCCCCGAUUAUUUCAUCAUCGCCGAACAUGCCGGGCAACCUGUCGCUUAUAUUAUGGGCAAAGAUGAGGGCGAUGGUGAGAACUAUCAUGGACAUGUGACUGCGCUCACCGUUGUUGACCGCUUUCGUAAACGACGCAUCGCCACGUUUUUGAUGGAAAAAUUGGAGAAAACUAGCGAAAAGAAAAACUGCUAUUUCGUGGAUCUUUUCGUUCGUAAAAGCAAUGUUGCCGCGAUCCGUCUUUACGAAUCUCUUGGUUACAUCGUUUACCGGGAAAUCAUCGAUUACUACACUGGAGAGAAACCAGAGAACGCGUACGAUAUGCGAAAGGCUCUUCCGCGUGAUGUGAAAAAGAAAAGCGUCAUCCCGUUAAAGCAUCCGGUCCACGCAAAUGACGCCGAU
This is a messenger RNA of Mesorhabditis belari, 942 nucleotides long. The record is from the annotation of a GenBank genome assembly. NCBI's taxonomy places the organism in Eukaryota, Metazoa, Nematoda, Chromadorea, Rhabditida, Rhabditidae.